Exophiala viscosa is the source of this 546-nucleotide messenger RNA. RefSeq lists its product as uncharacterized. Gene Ontology annotation, cellular component: U1 snRNP. Gene Ontology annotation, molecular function: zinc ion binding; pre-mRNA 5'-splice site binding. Bases 1 to 546 code for a protein of 181 amino acids. The record is from RefSeq and is a predicted model, not a curated record. Lineage: Eukaryota; Fungi; Ascomycota; Eurotiomycetes; Chaetothyriales; Herpotrichiellaceae. Gene Ontology annotation, biological process: spliceosomal snRNP assembly; mRNA splicing, via spliceosome; mRNA 5'-splice site recognition. The transcript is spliced from 2 exons.
AUGUCGGUCCGAAAGGCGCACAAUACUGGCAGAAAUCAUCUCAGGAACGUGACGGAUUAUUACCAGCAAAUCGGACAUGAAAAAGCACAAUCGGUCAUCGACUCCAUUACUUCUUCAUAUGCCGCAGAAGGACAAGCAAAUCCCAUGCUGCAGGCAGCUGCUGGAUUCGGCGCUCCACCGCCAGGCUUUCCAGGAAUGCCGCCGCCACCCUUCGGUAUGCCCGCCGGUGCAGCGCCAGGGCCCGGAGGGAUGAUUCCUCCUCCUGGUGGUCGUGGCAUGCCCUUCCCUCCUUUUCCUCCAAACGGCGUUCCUCCUCCGAACCUACCAGCUGGUCUUCCAUUCCCGCCUCCUGGCGGAUUCCCUCCGAACUUUCAGAUCCCACCUCCAGGAGCCGCCGGUGGCUUUCCUCCUCUGGGUCAACAACCUCCGCUAGGUCUACCAGGGGUUCCUAGUCCGGCGCCUGGCGCUACUCCUACCCCAGGUCAAGGACCGCCGCCUGGGUACAGUAUGGGCGCUCCUCCCGGCAUGGACGAUAACAGGCGAUGA